Podarcis lilfordi (Lilford's wall lizard) is the source of this 13667-nucleotide messenger RNA. Lineage: Eukaryota; Metazoa; Chordata; Lepidosauria; Squamata; Lacertidae. The record is from the annotation of a GenBank genome assembly.
AUGUCUUCUGGGCAGAGAAGUUCUGAGUAUGUAUCCUAUGUAUCAGUAAGAACAAUCUCUUUUGGUCUUUUUCAAAUAAAAGCCAAAAAUAUAGCAGAAUGUUGACUUAACGUAUAGCAAGGAUCUUUUCUUAAACCACAUAAUAUAAAAAUAUAUAUUUACCUUUGCUAUUCCUUUUGUCAGAUUGAAAAACAGUACUGCUUCACCUUGUUCUUGAUUGCUGAAAAAUGUUUCCAUGCCUAGUUAUUUUAAAACUUGCUGGAGGGGAGAGUAGAGGUUUUCUAUUUAAUGUGAAAAUCCUACAUAUGAGUCUGUGCAUAUAGAAGCCACAGACCACUUCUAGAGCCCAAGCAUGGAAAAGGCUGCAUGUUUGGUAGGCACAAGAUUGACAUUUUGCAGCUAGCGAUUCCAUUCCUACCUGUUGAGAGCUGCUGUUUGCUCCUCCAGUCUGCCAUGCCCUGCUGCACACUACUCCAUUCUCCUUCCCACCCCCAGCUGUCAGGAGACUUCCUGGAGAAGGGUGGUCUGAUGCAGAAGAGUGAGAGGUGACAGCAGGCCCUGUUAAUUACGCUGUGUUAACCUUGCUAACCAAUGCAAACUCUGGCACAGCGUUUGAGGAACAGCAGUAGCAGGCAUUUUCUCUCCUGCUCACAGUUCUUUGUCUCUCUCCUUACAUUUCUUGCAGAGAUCAGUACAGCAUUCAGGAUAUGGAAGACAGCAGUUCCAUUGUCUUUGCUGAAUCUUCCGGUGGCAGAGACCGUAAAGGAAAUAAAAUGGAUGCAUGUGCGCUACCUGUUGAAUUGCCCGAGAGCAGCUGCAUGAAUAACACAGUCGAUGGAUCAAGAGAUAAUGAAAAUCAUCCAUCAAUUGUAUCUCCUUGCAAUCCUGCUAGCCUUGGCAGUGUUAGUACAAAUGAUUCUUGCGCUGAUGAAGAAUACUCCCAGAAGGGGAUAUCUGUGCGGCAUCAGUGUCAGGUAAAUGCGGGUUCCUCUUAAACAUACUUAGUUACUCCUUGACACAUGUGGAGAAUAAUCUUCAGCAACUGUGCAGCAUAAAUCCAAAACCUAGCUAUAUUUCUAGAGAUGGCUCUUGCGCUUGUUUGACUGUUUUUAUUUAUAAUAUUUUAAAGCUGCUCUUUCAUAUAAAAUAUCGCAAAGUGGUAUGCAACCUUAAAAAAAAAGUGCUGCAAUAAAAACAUCAAACGUGUCAAUGGAAGCUGGUUGGCAAGGAAUCUCAAGUUCAAAAGAUCUGUCUGAAUAAUACUGUUUUCUGAAGGUGUCUGAAAGUGAGCAGGGAUGACUUCUGCCUAACCUCUACCAGCAAGGAGUUCCACAGAAUAGGACCUGCCAAACCACAGGGACAUGUUGCAACACCAGAAGUGUCCCCUUGGAAGACCUGUUAUUUAUUAAAAUGUUUAUAGACUGCCUUUUAUUAUUGAGGUGGCAUACAGGAUUAAAUAAACGUUGAUAUAUCUGAUGAAUUUUGCUUUCCGAUGCUACGAUUGGCAGCUUCUUUCUUUGGGCUGCCUUCUUCUUGGUUUACUUUAUUCUGUUUGUAAACAUGUCCCAUCUGACUUAAUUCUUGAAUAUGCACAUCCUAGUUUUACAUUUACUUUUUUUUAAUCUUUUCCUACUCUUGGGAGCUGAGAAGGGGUGGAAAUGAAUGCACAUUUUCACCUAAAAUGUAACAGCCCUGGUGCUCCACUCCUCAGGAUGGAAAGACUGGGGGAAAUGGAUGGAUGAAUGAAUAAAAUCUUACUUUUAAAAAUGUUUUGGAAGUUGUACAUGACCUGAUAAAGUGGUGUGUGGGUGCAUGUGUAUGUAUAACACACUUAAAUGUUUGUAUUUUUCUUCCCAGAUAGAGUAUCACCUUAUGCUUCACAUACAGAUGCAGCUGUGUGAAAUUUCAUUGUGGGACUGGAUUGCUGACAGAAACAAAGUAUGUUUGAAAACAGAGGAUGCUUCUAGUAAGUUUUGUUUUUGAAGAUAGAGUGGUGGGGGAGAUUAAAUGUUAACGUGAUUUCCUGCCUUUAAGAUAGACUUAAAAUAUAAAUAAAUAUUCUUCUCUGGGCAGCUGUAAAAAGUGCUUCCCGUAUUUGCCUAUAAGCUGAUUUCCAUAACAAUAAAGGCAAUGAAUCUUAGUCUGCAUUUGAAAGCGGCAAAUGUUUUCUUCCUUAUUUGUAAAUCCUAAAGCCAGGUUUCCAAAAAGCUAUUUUCCAUGGGCGGGUGCUCCUGCUCAACCCUCAUGAUCCUUCUCCCUGUCUAGCUGGGAUGCGGAGAAGAGAAUUCUCAUCUUUGUACUGCUGAGGUUUUGCCUCAUCUGCACACACCACAACCGAAGAAAAUCCCCAUUGAAAGGAAUGGCUUUUCACGUUGCACUCUGGAGUUUUGGAGCUGGCAGCAGAGGGACAGAGAGAGGGGCUUCAUCUGCCAGCUCCAAGACUCAAGCACUAUAUGAGAUGCACAGAGAACUUGGGAGAGCGGAAAUGGUCAGUAGCAAGUUGCCACCACAAGUGUGUGGGCCCCUGCUUAUAGUUGCAGAGGUGCUGUAGUUCAUUGCAUGCAGGAGGUCAAGAGUUCAAUCUCUGGCAUUAGCAGGUAGGGCUGGGGAAGACCCUUUGCCUGGAAUAUUGGAGAGCUGCUACCUGUCAGAGCUAGAUGGACCAUUGUUCUAGUUCUGCUUUCCCCAAUCCAAUAUCCUCCAGAUGUUUUGGCCUAUUCCUAUGGCAGAUGCUGUAUUUUCAUAUUAACUUCUUUGUUAAAAUAGUUGGACGUAUUAUGCUGUCAUUUAUAAAAUACUUCACUCCCCACUCCUUUUUUAAAGGUCCUUAUCACCAUGUGGACAACCAGUGGACAUUAAAGAUCUUCCAAGAACUGCUUGAAGGAGUGUAUUAUAUCCACAGUAUGGGAGUCAUGCACCGGGACAUUAAAGUAAGUAAAAUUCUCACUCGGAGCUUGGAAUUGUGGAGGAGGUGGGGAUUAUCUCUGCAGCUGGGGCACAGUUGGUACAAUUUCUGGGCCCAAUUUUAACCUUUAAAGCCCUAAACAGCUUGUCAUGAGGCUCCCCAAAAGACCGACUUCUCCCAUAUGUAGCCACCUGAACCUUAAGGUCUCUCCAGAGGCACUGCUCCAGGUGCCCCCACUGGAAAAAAGGUGGGUAGCUACCAGGGAGAGGGCCUUCUUGGUGGUUGCCAUCCUGGUUAUGGAACAACUACACCAGUAAAGCUCACCUACUGUGUUCUUUGUGGUCUUUUCAGUGCCAGGUGAGACAGUUUUGUGCACCAAGGUGUGGUCCUCCAGAAGUUGUUGGGACUCCAGCUCCCAUCAUCCCAGGCUGUAAUGAAACCACUAUCUCUUGAACUGACCGACCUCACAGGGUUAUUGUGAGGAUCACAUUGUUUGUGUAGUGGGGAGAAACAAAUACACUAUCUUGAGCUUCUUUGAGGAAAGGCAGUAUAGCGAUGAUGACAAGAAUGAGGAGAAGGCAGAAGAAGGAAGUAGAGGGAGGAGGAGGUGGAGGAAGAAGUAAUAAUGGACAAUAAAGCUGAGAUGCCUAUAGCCCUGACCUGGUGAAUUCUUUUGCAUUUGUGAUUUCAUUCCGAGCUUUGGGAGCUGAUUCCAUUGCAUCAAGGGAGCUAUUGUUAUGAUAACCAGAAUCUUAAAAAUGACCAAGAAACCCUGCCAUACAAGUGGAACUUUUUGUAUGUAGAAAUCCACUCCCAUUAUUCUUACAAAUCUUUUACCCUAACAGACUGGUUUAAGUGGACGUUAUUCAAAUAACACUCGAGAGAAUUAGUAAUGCUUCAGAAGAUAAAGCCAAAUUCAAGUUUCUCACUAAUUUUUCUUCAAAUUUUAUUUAAUUUAAACAAGGAAGCUUAUUUUUGAAAGCUUUGCGGGGCCCUUUUUCUGCUCUUCUUGUCUGAUAGCGUUCCAAAAUGUGUGUUGCACAGUAAAUCAAAAAUAAUUUAUUUUUGAAGCAUAGGAGAACUCUUGAUUGAUGUAUAUGGAAUGCCACAAGCUGGUUGGAAUCACUCCUUUUAGCCAGAAUUUCAUGUUACCUCGAUAUACUUUCCUGAUGUUGAAUUUGCAAAUAUCCUGCAAAGACAAGACCUCUGAAGACACUCUCAGGAGCAUAUCUUUCAGCAGUCCACAGCAUGAAUGGCUGAGUGCUUUGGGUAAACGACCUUCCCUGUUUGUUAAUUUCAAAGGAUAUGAUAAGCUUAGCAAUCUCUUCAGUACGUCUCCCUGCCUUAGAUUGGUCUCUUUUUCAAGAAAUAGGAAAAGUGCAGACUCCUCUUCCUGCGUUAAAGCGUUAACAUCUGCGUCAUUAUCAAGCAAGAGGUUUAUUAUAUCUCUUCUGCCACUUCGGCAAGCGCUGUGAAUAACUUCUUGCCCUUCCCAGUCUUUCAUGUGUAUAUCUGCUCCAUUGCACAGCAGUAGCUUAACACACUUAUCACCUGCUGCUAAGACUAUGCCAGCCUUGCAGGCUGAAGACCAGACAGCAAAGUGGAGCGGAGUUUCUUUGGUAUCUGGAGUUGCGAGAUUGGCGUUCGCUCCACAGAGGAGUAGCAUGGAAAUUGCCUGCUGGUCAAGGAUUUCAGAAGCUAGGUGAAGAGCAGUUUGGCCUAACCUAUCCCUGUCAUUUAUAUUGGCUCCAUUCUUCAGCAGGUGUAUUAGAGUUUGAUGAUAUCUGUUGGCUACAGCUAAAUGUAGAAGGCUGUGGCCAUGGUAAAUGAUUGCGUCAGAAUUCACCUGGAAGUCUUCCUCUGGUUUGACGUGAGGGUAGUUUUCUUCAUUGCACUGUGCAAUUCUCUGAUGCAUGUUCAAGGGACAUCCUGCAGUUCUGUAUUUGGGAAGUGAUAUAACAGGUGGUAAGAUUCCAUACAAUUCCUCUUCCAUCAGCCACCACCCUUAUUAACUGCUGGGUGGUUUUCUCUAAAGAAUUUGUCCAGUAUUACCCUUCAACAAUCAAGCAAAAACUAUAUUUCUUAUCGUUUCUUCUUUCUUCUAGACCAUAAAGUCAGUGUUGCCCAAUCUUUAUCAGUACAUGUUGUUUGGGUAUGAGGAUGCAAAAAGUAUGAUAAGGCACAUGUCAGGGGUUCAGGGACAGAGGCACAGGGUAGGCAGGAGAUGGAGAGCGAUGGGGAUGAAUCCCAGGACAGCGAGGAAGAGGAUGACAAUGACUCAAGAGAUUCCAUGAGUCUUUCCAGCGAAUCAGAGGAUUCCCAGAAGGGGCGCCGGUGGUCAGGGCCAGGAGCCCCAGGGGACGUGUCAGGAGCAGGGGGCCAGCGGGGAUCCCAAAGUGGCAGCUGGGCGUCAGGACCAGUCUCCCCGCCAGAGUGCAGCGAAGGGGUGGAGGUUCCAGUGUAUCAGGGAAGCAGCUCCGGCAGCAGAGAAGGGAGGGAGGUCGGAGCAAGCCACCCUCCCGGAAGGGGAGGAGUAGUGAAGGGAGUAGUGUAACUGUCAAAAGGAAGGUUAGAGGUUGGGCGCGCGCCUGAGUUCAAAUGUAGAGGCGCACGGAAGUACAGGGAGCCCGGAGGAGGGGCCAGGUCCCAAAGCCCGCAGGAGGGGGGAAGAGCAAUCUGGGGAUUCCGCGUCAGGGGAAUCCAGGAGGGGCGAAACCCCAGCGGGCAGGAAGACCCUGCGGAAAAGAAAAGAGAGGAAGAGGUGGAGCAGCGCAAGCUUCUUAAACUGGUGUAGGGGAGGGACUGACUCAGAGGGGACUUCAACGGUCUAAGCGUAACAGACGUGGGGCUGCACGCCUUGGAUGUGAAGCAAACAAUGAACUCCAAUAAACACUUUUGUAUAUAAGAAGAGAUUGGCGUUGGUCUUUUGUGAGCUGAGACCUGAGGCAGCCUUGACAGCACAUAUCAUGGAUCAUCUUAGAUUAGCGGCAACCACAGAGCUGAACCUGAAGGUUUGGCUACUAAAGGUUUGCUUCCCUCUGCUACUGUCCUCCCUAGCACCACGGCCCGCUGGAUUCCCAACUGCAAGGUGCCUUGCUUUAUAAAGCAAAGCCCCUUAAUUUAAAGGAGUGGAGAUUGUGCCACACACAGGAGAUUCUUUGUCCUUGUGUUGGCCUUCAAAGGACUUGGGGGUCCACUAGUCAACUCCAAAUGAGGUGGUGCCGUUCUAAUGCAUAUGAUAGGUUUUCCAUAUGCAGUCCCCACCCCUUGGUGUGACCUUUAAUCUACUGAGCUGGGGGAGCGUGUGGCAUUACUAGCACAAUGCUGGAAAGGCAUACAAGAGUGUAAGCUCGACUCUUAGCAGUGGGCAGGGCUGGUGUUAGGAAUUGGCAGCUGUGGGCGCCUGCAGAGGGCUGGCAGAAGCCUGGAGGCCAUGGUCUCUUUGGUGUAGGACGUUCCAGAGAAAUUAUACAAUUUGGCUUUUCUUGGCAUGACCCAACCAAACCUGGCUAACGUCUCAUUACUUUUCUGGACUUGCUGCUGAAUAGCUUUGGCCAAGCAUAUAGGGUUUUCUUCUGCCCACCAAAGGAUUCCCAGAUCUCUUAUCUAACUAUAAUAUAUAGUUAAGCAUUACCUUAUUUCAGGAGGUUCAAUUUGAAAGGUGCUUUUCAUAUAUCUUCCAAGCGGCUUCCUCCCGAACUUUUGCUGCCAUAUUGGUUCCGGGGGUGGAGGGAGGAGAGAGAUCCAGAAUAGGUAUCGAAGUUUAUCUGAUAACCCUUUUAUGCAUGUUUGAAGUACAACUAAGAGUUUUUAUUAGCCCUAUCAGAAGGGCUUAUAUCAGAUUGCAUUUAUGAUGCACGUGGCCCCAUAUACAACUGCCAUAAAACCUGCCUUUCCACUCUGAUUUGAAAGGGUGCGUGCUUCUAUAGAGUACCAUAUACAAUGACUAAAAUUUUCUGGAAGAAAAGCUACACUUAUUUUGCAUGCAUGGAAAACUGUUCAGUUGUUGUUGUUUAGUCGUUUAGUCGUGUCCGACUCUUCAUGACCCCAUGGACCAGAGCACGCCAGGCACUCCUGUUUUCCACUGCCUCCCGCAGUUUGGUCAGACUCAUGUUUGUAUCUUACAGAAGUGCCUAGUUUUUGAGGUGCUUUUAUAAAUCUGUAAUUAUUUAAAAAGUUGGCCAGUUUUAUAAGAAGUGCGUAAUAUUUAUUCUCAAAUCUUAUUUUACAUUCAACAUGUAGCCCCAUGCUGUAAACUGAAAAAAGUCCACUAAUUCAGUAAGUGUGCUUAGACCUGCAAUCUUACUGCAGUUCUACUCAAUGGGGCUUAGUAAGUUUUGGAAUUCCUGGGUUGUUGAACAUAAUGGGGCUUACUUCUAAUUAGACAUGUAAAAGACUGUUAUCAACCAGCCUGUUCUUUUAGGUAUGGGUACCAAAAUACUGUGACUUUUUCAGAAAUCAGAGGAACACCUUAACUAAUCAAAGGCAUUAAUAUUCUGUUUGGUAUUAAUAUAGAAUCUGUGUCCGGCUUCUGUAUAAAUAUUGCCUGUUGAACUUUAUAUAUGAAGGUCUUAUAGUAUCCAGACACUGUUGUCUUUUAGAUUAUAAGGAGAGUAGCAAAAACAAAGUUCUGUCAUAUAACCUUAAAAUUCUAUAGCUUAUAAAAAUAUCAUUGACUUACUAUUGACUUAAAACUUGGCAUACAUGAACUACCUGCUGAGGUCUACAAAAAGUGCCCAAUUUCUAACUGACCUGAUAAAAACUGCCACAGCCACAGCAAGUUAAAAAGUGAUGAAAAUUCCCCCCACGGGUAUUAAGAAAUCUCAAAUUCUUUGGUAAUUUUGGUGAAAAUUACUGAUGUACUUUCUUCAGGCUUGCUGCAGAACACAUACUUUCAUUGGUUAGGUGAAGUUCUAGUCAGCCGUUUAAAGGUUGUUCAGGUUUUCCUGCCCCAUUAAAAUAUAUUAAAAACAAAUACUAUCAAAAUAGUGUCAGGCAUGACAGAAAACAAAAUGGAAACUAAAAUUUUGCCAGGAGAACAAUUUUUGCAGAGGGAGUCACCUAGUGGCUUAUAUGUAGAAUGUCUGUCCCUUUACUUAUGAAAUAUAAAUGUGUGUACAGCAGUUAGAUGAGGUUUUUUUUUUGGCUCUGUGGACACACUUGGAAACCUAAGAAACUGUCAUGGGGACCAUAUGUUCCAUAUGAUCACGUGCACCCAGUUUGCCAUGGAUGGCAUGCAUCCCACCCAACACUGAACCUUCUCUCACAAAUCACCCUGUCCCAGGAAAAGUGAAUGGAGGCCAAGUUGUAAGCAAGCACGGUUUGUGAUAUUGCAUCAUUGCUGAUCAUCAAGCAUGUCUGUUAAGCCAUCAGCCUUGGCUUCCAAUUUCCUGAGUUUAUGGAGCCUGAACCAGCGUGAGGUAGUUUAACUCUGAUCUUAAACGGGGAAGAUUCUUGAUAAUGGAACAGUAAGUUUUAGACAUAUGAUUACCCGGAAAAUAGUUGGUUCGUGGACCAAGAGGUAAUACAUUAAACUUUGAAGUGUAGCCCCAUCGUUGUCCAUUACAGUGUCAAAUAGCAUUUUCUGCCUUUCAUCUAAUUCAUGGGGUGGUUUCUUCCCAUAGGAACCUCUAAUCAGAUUGCCCAUGUUUACCAAGAGAAAAUGUGUAGCUGAGAACCCUUAGUUUGGAGGAAAUGCAAAGGAAUCUUGAGCCAUCGUUCCUUUGUGAUUAUGCACAAUGCCUGGUUCUAGAACCAGCCAGAUGAUACCAUGGCUCUCCUGUGUGGGCAGAGGGAGGGCUGAGCUUAGUUCCUAAAGAAGCUGUGCAAGAAACAGAGGGUUUGCGCAGCAGAAGUAUAUGUAUUGCCUUUUUGUACUGUUUACCUGUUUUGAAACAAAAUUUUAAAAAAUUCCUUCCAGUAGCACUUUAGAGACCAACUAAGUUUGUUAUUGGUAUGAGCUUUCGUGUGCAUGCACACUUCUUCAGAUACACUGAAACAGAAGUCACCAUACCCAUAUAUAUAGUGGGGAGGGGUAUUACUCAGAAGGGUGAUGGGAAUGGGUGAUUGGCUGAUAGGUGUGGUAAACCUGUUGGCAACUGUUAAUUGGUCUUACAGGAAAAAGCAAGGAGUGAGAUGGCUAAAAAUAGCUUUAUCAUGUAUAAUGAGAUAAGAAUCCAAUGUCUCUAUUCAGACCGGGUCUCUCCAUGGUUUUAAGUUCGGUAAUAAGUUGCAAUUCAGCAACUUCUCUUUACAGUCUAUUUCUGAAAUUCUUUUGUAAUAAGACAGCUACUUUGAGAUCUUGUAUAGAAUGUCCUGGGAGAUUGAAGUGUUCUCCUACUGGUUUCUCUGUCUUGUGAUUCCUGAUAUCAGAUUUAUGUCCAUUUAUCCUUUGGCGUAGGGUUUGGCCUGUUUCUCCAAUAUAGAGGGCAGAAGGGCACUGUUGGCAUUUGAUGGCAUACAGAAUGUUAGAAGAUGAGCCAUUAAAUAGUCCUGAGAUGGUAUGUUUGAUAUUGUUGGGGCCAGUAAUGGUAUUGUCCAGGUGUAUGUGGCAGCAAAGUUGGCAUCUGGGUUUAUUUCAGGCUUUGGUACCAGUGUCCAUGUUAAGUCUGGUUGUUGUAUUAUUGUGGGUGAGGAGUUGUUUAAGAUUGGGUGGCUGUCUGUAGGCAAUGAAAGGUCUUCCUCCCAGAGCUUGAGAAAGAGAACUGUUAUUGUCUAAAAGAGGUUGUAGAUCUCUGAUGAUGCGUUGAAUUGUUUUAACUUGUUUACCUGUUUGUCGAUCCUGGCCUACAUCUGCAUGGAAUUGUUAUUUCAUCUGUCAGUCACUUUAUACAAAAGUAAAAAUUCUCAAAGCGAAUGAACAAGAUAAAAUGCAACGAAUUUAAAACCGUAAAGAUGUAAAACAAAUAGUGAACAAUGCAAAAUAAACCUAUCCACCCUACUAAAAGAUUAGCACCAUGUAGAAAGCUUAAAUACCAAAGGUCCGAGAGGCCCCCCCCCCAAGCCUUGUGUCUAAAUGUAGUGAUGGCACCCGAUGUGUUUCCCUUGGGAGUACAUGCCACAGACCGACCACCCAGCACUGAAAAGGCCCGUUCUCAUGUGGCUGUUGGAGUAACUGGACAUGAGGAGUUAAUUUCCUUCAAGAGCGUAAACCACCCCAUGGAUGAGCUUGUCACAGGUACAGGGUCAGCCAAGCCAGUUGCUAUGGUAACUGCCCAGUGCCUCAGCUAUAUCUUUGAUAAAUGUAUGUCAGCUCAGUAGUCUGUCCGUCCCUUUGCUGCCAACUCAUCUCUAGAGGCAGACCAAAAACAAAGGCAGAUGAGAAGCUUGGACUCUGCAUCAAGCGCAGCUUAGUUCUUAAAUUAAAUGUAACUAAUGAAUGAGUGAGAAAUGCAUGAUUUCAUGCAUAAAAUAUUCAAAAUUUGUGAAAUAUAUAACCAGCUUACAUUACCCUGUUUUCACAGCCCAGAAAUAUCUUUCUACAAGGACCUGACCACCAUGUGAAAAUAGGAGAUUUUGGGCUGGCCUGUAGAGAUAUUAUACAAGAAGAUACAACCCAGUUGCUAAAUGCAAAUAAGAUAAAUGGUAAUUUCAAAGCAGUUUGGCCUUUACUUAAAAAUUGGCAGUGUGGUAUCCUAAGAAUUAAUUCUAAAUUUUGUCUUUUUUGUUGCAUAGAUCUAAUACAUACUUCUGGGGUGGGUACUUGCCUGUAUGCCUCACCUGAACAGCUACAAGGCUCUCACUAUGACUUCAAGGUACAGCCACUCAACCCCCAAUUAUUUCUUUAUUUAUUUUAAAACUUUACCUCUGUUGUGAUAAUUGGUCAUACAUGUUCAAGAGCAUUAUUGAUGGGUGUCAACAAAAGCAAGCUGAUGGACAGGAGCUGGAGCAAAGUCAAUCAGUUCAAAAAGAAGGCACUAGAGCCAUGUGGUGUAAUAUUCAAAAUGGAAACUGCUAAAUGCAAAAAGUAAAAAUAGAGUGUUCUAUUUGCGAUGAUGAGAGGGAACAGAACAGCUGCAAACAAUUAUUUAUGCCCACAGAUGAGGUAAAAAUGGACCGUGCAUGUCAAGUGGCCUGAUUUUAUGGUGGACAAAAAUAUAAUGGCACUCCAAUGUUUGUUUGAAAUUUCAUGGCUUAUUAAGUAUGGUUGCAUGAAAAUUACCAGCACCUGUUUUUUAAAAGGCGUUUGUUUCUGGGCAAGCUUCUUGAAACAUUAGAAUGUUCUUUUCUGAUAUUUUUUACAGCUGUAUCGCUGAAUGUGGUUUUAGGCCGUUUGUAAUGCAUUCAUAAUUUCUCUUAAGAAGUAAUUAUUUUGUGUGCUAAUGCUCAUAUUUCUCUUUUCUGCCAAUAGUCAGAUAUGUACAGCUUAGGUGUGAUCCUGUUAGAACUCUUCCAUCCAUUUGGAACAGAAAUGGAAAGAACUGAAGUUUUGAUGGGCUUAAGAAAUGGCAACAUCCCCCUCUCCUUUAGCAGGAAAUGGCCUAUACAAACUAAAUACAUUAAGCUGCUUACCAGUUCGGUAUCAUCGCACAGACCAACUGCGGGUCAACUUCUUGAAAGUGAACUCUUCCAUAAUUCAGCAAAUGUAAGUUUUUACUAUAUAUUGGCUUUGUAAAAGAAGGCCCCUUCUGAUUCUACAUUCCGUGAUAUGAGGGAGACUUCUGCAGGGUGAGCUUCAUUCUUCGAGAUAGGAUUUACUUGCUGUUUGGAUCAGGCUAAAGGCUCACCUACUCCAGCUUUUUGUCCCACAACUAAUCAUAUUCCUAUGAGAGUUCUGGAAGCACUUUCCCCAGGUUACCAGCAUUUUGUUAUUCAGAGGUAUACUGCCUCCAACUGCAGAGGUGGAACAAGCUGCCGAGAAUGGAUGGGGGAACCCAUCCAGAUGGGGAGGGUAUAAAUAAUAAAAUUAUUGUUCUUGUGGUUGUUAUUGUUAUUAAUAUUAACAUUAUCCUCCUUGAAUUUGCCCCUCUCUCUUUUAAAGCCAUCCUAGUUGGUGGCCAUCUCUCCAUCUUGUAGCAGUGUGAAGUACUUUGUGAGCCCCACUCUCAUCCCGCUCCCUUUUCUGGCCACUUCCAGGUUGCAGCUGUGUGCGUACACACAGUUGCUUGUAAAUUGGCUGUUGCCUUACCUUGGUUCUCAAAUUUAAUCCGUUCUGGGAGUUUGUUCGACUCCCGAAACUGUUUGAAAACCAAAGUGCGGCUUCCAGUUGGCUGCAGGAGCUUCCUGCAUUCAUUCGGAAGCUGUGGAAGCCUUGUCGGACAUUGGGCUUCCAAAAAACGUUUGCAAACUGGAACACUUCUGGGUUUGUGAGGUUCAGGAGAUGAUUUCUUCGACAACUAAGCCAUUCGGGAACCAAGGUACCACUGUAUUGCAAAAAAGAAAUUGUGCAGGCCAUUCAAAACUGCUCCUAGCAAGGUUAACAUUUAAGGAAGGUAGAUAAUUAUUUCCUGAAGUUCCUACACAAAAGGAUAAAACGUACUAUACAAUGGUACCUCUUGAUGCGAAUGGGAUCCGUUCCAGAGCCCCGUUCGCAUCCAGAAGCAAAUGCAACCCACGUCCGUGCGUUGCGAUUCAGCGCUUCCGUGCUUGACGUAAUUUUGAGCGUCUGCGCAUGUGUGAGCAGUGAAACCCGUAAGUAACGCGCUCCAUUACUUCUGGGUCGCCACAGAGCACAACCUGAAAAUAUUCAUCCCGAAGCUACUUCAACCCGAGGUAUGACUGUAUAGCCAGCGUUGACAUAUUACUUUAAAAAAAAAUUAGUUUUUUUAUGUAAAAUGGCAGUUUUAUGGUGUUAAAAUCCUGUGUCAUUUUAGUCAUAGUACAGUGGACCCUCGGGUUAUGUUACCUUCUGGUUCUAUUGUGCCGCGCGUGCAGAAGUGGUACCUCUUCUUACGAAAUUUUUGGGGUGUGCACGGACCCCUGGAACAAAUUUAAUUCGUAUCUGGAGGGUCCACUGUUUAAGGAGAUUCCUUAAACCCCUUCUCACUCACAAAGAACAUGGAUUUGUUUAAUAAAUCACAAUUUGGACUGAAAUGAUUUUGUUUUACUACCUUACAGUAUUCUUGGUUUAUUUCUCUGAGCAUUAGUAGUUUUGAGACUUACUGGCGCUGUGGUCUAAAGGACCGAGCCUCUUGGGCUUGCUGAUUGGAAGGUCAGCGGUUCAAAUCCACAGGACGGGGUGAGCUCCUGUUGCUCUGUCCCAGCUCCUGCCAACCUAGCAGUUUGAAAGCAUACCACUGCAAGUGGAUAGAUACUGCUGUGGCAGGAAGGUAAACGGAGUUUCUGUGUGGUCUGGUACUCAUCACGGUGUCCCGUUGUGCCAGUAGUUUAGUCAUGCUGGCCACAUGACCCGGAAAGCAUUCUGCAGACAAAUGCUGGUUCUCUCAGCCUGAAGUGAGAUGAGUGCUGCAUCCCAUAGUCACCUUUGACUGGACAACUCCCACCAUCUGUUGGCCAUGCUGGUUAGAUCUAAUGGAAACUGCAGUCGCCAAUAUCUAGAGUUACCAAGCUGGAGAAGGCUGUAUUAGCAUUGUGACUACUGCUGGGAACUACAUUCAUUUUCAAUAAAAUUGUAAUGGCAUUACCUUUGCACAUUGUUCAAAUACCAUACUUGUGUCUCCUGUUUCAUUUUUAGGUUAUUUACAAUCUUCAGCAGAAAGUGAUGCAACAAGAAGAAGAAAUUAAGUUGCUUAAAGAAAAAAUCAAGCUAUUGCAAGAGAAAGAUGAGAGAGACAGAAUUCAGCAACUUGGCUCUCCUGUUUAA